UUUGUUUAGAGUGCUUCAUCACGUGAUGUAAAUAUGGCUGACGAAGAAUAUGAAGCGACAGAAGAAAUGGAAGAAAACGAUGUAAUAAAACCUGUUUUCGUUGAUGGAAUGCUCUCCUUGGCUGGACAGGAUCUGACCAGGAUUCCCAGUGAAACUGUCCAUGAAUUUGCUGAGAAAACAAGAAGACUAGAUCUGAGUUUUAAUUGUUUAAGAUCAUUGGAGGGCCUGGAAAGGUUCACACAACUGGAGGAACUUGUGUUAGAUAAUAAUGAAUUAGAUGAUGGUAUAAGGUUUCCACAGCUAAAGAAUCUACAUACCGUCACAUUAAAUAAAAACAAAAUAACAAACCUUGAUCAGUUAUUGGACAAUCUCUCUCGAAACCUGCCUAAUUUGACCUAUCUGAGCCUGCUUAGUAAUGAGGCUUGUCCCAAUCAGCUGUCAAGCCUGGACAAGGAUGAGGAGGAUUACCAGAGAUACCGGUAUUAUGUAUUGUUUCGUUUGCCUGGACUUAAAUUCUUGGACUCCACAAAUGUCAAGGAGGAGGAACUUUCAGAAGCCAAGAGAGUGGGCCCCUUUAUGCAGGUCAUAAAGGUCAAAGAGGAUGAGAUAGAACAUAAAGAGGAAGAAGAGGACGAAGAACCUGCACCAUUCUCACCUCUCCCAAAUUCUACCAAGAGUUUGGACAAACCCAUUGCAUCAUUUGGCAAGAGUAAAUAUAUUUACUAUGGGAAGCAAUCAGAAGGAAACAGAUUUAUAAGAAACAAAGAUUUAUGAAAUUGUUCAAGGAGGACAUGACAGAUUUUUCCUUUCAUGACUCUUCAUCAAACCACAGUUUAUCAUCUGUUAUCAUGUGCCAUUUCAUGAAAUAUCACUGUGUACAAAAUACUGUAUGUGUACUUAAAAAAGCGGGCUUCAUAUUUUAGCGGCUUUGGCUCAGUCAACGAUGCGCUAAUAUAUGAAUACCGCUAAGAAAUCAUUUAUAUAUACAAUACAACGCACGUACAUGUGUAGCGCUAAUUCAUGAUUACGCCAACUCCUCCAAACCCAAUGAUUGUGCUAAAUUUUGAAUACGCCAAUUUUUGUACAUGUACAGUAUGCUGGAAAGUUGAUGGGGAAAGUGUUGGAGGUUGUACUGUAGUUUCAAUGUAGACAAUAUUAAUUAUUACCUAACCUACUAUAUAAAUUGUAAUUAGGUAUUUUGAACUGUUUCCUGAUUCUUUUUAAUGUUUUUGCAAAUCAUGAAACAGUCAAAACUGUUUACCCGGUCACAGAAUGAACUGUUGCAUGGCUGAACUGUUCCAUUAUGACGUCAUAAUUAAUUCCCCGUACUUUACAGCUUUAAUAUUGAAUUAUGUAUUAAUGUAAAGCAUUUUCAUUCAAUUUGAAAUUAUCAUCUGAAAAGUAAUCCUGAUAUAUAAUCAAUUUAAUAUCAUUUCGAAGAAGAGGCCAUGAACACCUUUUCUGAGGGUAAUUUGGGAAAAAUGUAGGCCCCUUUCACUCAGUAUAGUUCUUUGCCAUAAACGUGUAAUAUUCAAAUCUUCAAGAUAUCAUUAUGUUGUUUACUACAUGUUUUUUUUUUUCAAUUUAUUAGUGCAUGAUAAUAUCACAUCCAUUAAUUUUUCUGAACACCAAUCGGUGUGAGAAUUUGAUUAAUGUUCAUCUUGUUUAGUUUGUUUUUAAAAAAUAAUACAUGUACAAACAUUUGUCGAUGUAUUUUAAAAGCCAUUGAUUAUUAUGUCAAUAUCAUUACUUUAAGAAAUUAUAUAGUAGGUUAGGUAAUAAAACACUUAUUUCAUGACAACUCGGGAAACAGUCAAACUGUUGUCCCUCGAUAAUGGGGAAGACCUGCGAAACUGUUGCCCUUGGCUUUCGGCCUCGAGCAACAGUUUCCCAGGUCUUCCCCAUUACCUCGGGACAACAGUUUGACUGUUCCCCUCAUAAUCAUGAAAUAAGUGUAUACUCUGUGCUGGGGUUGUGUUGAACACUGGUUAUACUGUUAUGGAUCAGACUUUAUACAUGUCGCUUAUCUUCUGUAUUCUCUUUUUAGUGUUAAACAGAGCAAUGCACAAACGUUUGAUAAUUUAGAGUUUUCCAGCAAUCAUUAAUAAUAUAUUCUGAACAUUUUUAUGUAGAUUUUGUGUGAGUUAAGUAUCAGUUUAAAAUUAUUUUAACAAAAUAUUCAAUAGUUUUAUCAUUGUCAAAAAAAUGUUGCUUACAUCUGCAUGAUGCAAUGAAUGAGUGGAAGUUGAUAGAUUUUUAGCUCACCUCGACGAAGUCGAGAUGAGCUUAUGCUAUACCCCCGGCGUCGGCGUCGGCGUUAGCGUCGGCGUCCCAGGUUAAAGUUUUAGGAGCAAGUCCCAUUCCCAAGUAACUAUAAGCCCUACCUGGACCAAACUUGCAUGGAUGAUGCAUCUAGGGAUGGACACUACCACACUUGCUUCGGAUGCUGGAUCUGACCUAGAUUUUCCAGAUGAGUGACCAGGUUAAAGUUUUAGGAGCAGGUCCAUUCCCAAGUAACUAUAAGCCCUACCUUGACCAAACUUGCAUGGAUGAUGCAUCUAGGGAUGGACACUACUAAACUUGCUUCGGAUGCUGGAUCUGACCUAGAUUUUCCAGAUGAGUGACCAGGUUAAAGUUUUAGGAGCAGGUCCAUUCCCAAGUAACUAUAAGCCCUACCUGGACCAAACUUGCAUGGAUGAUGCAUCUAGGGAUGGACACUACCAAACUUGCUUCGGAUGCUGGAUCUGACCUAGAUUUUCCAGAUGAGUGACCAGGUUAAAGUUUUAGGAGCAGGUCCAUUCCCAAGUAACUAUAAGCCCUACCUUGACCAAACUUGCAUGGAUGAUGCAUCUAGGGAUGGACAUGGCCACACUUACUUCGGAUGCUGGAUCUGACCUAGAUUUUCCGGAUGAGUGACCAGGUGAAAGUUUUAGGAGCAGGUCGAUUCCCAAGUAUCUAUAAGCCCUACCUUGACCAAACUUUCAUGGAUGAUGCAUCUAGGGAUGGACACUACCAAACUUGCUUCGGAUGCUGGAUCUGACCUAUAUUUUCCAGAUGAGUGACCAGGUUAAAGUUUUAGGAGCAGGUCCAUUCCCAAGUAACUAUAAGCCCUACCUUGACCAAACUUGCAUGGAUGAUGCAUCUAGGGAUGGACAUGGCCACACUUACUUCGGAUGCUGGAUCUGACCUAGAUUUUCCAGAUGAGUGACCAGGUUAAAGUUUUAGGAGCAGGUCCAUUCCCAAGUAACUAUAAGCCCUACCUUGACCAAACUUGCAUGGAUGAUGCAUCUAGGGAUGGACACUACCAAACUUGCUUCGGAUGCUGGAUCUGACGUAGAUUUUUCAGAUGAGUGACCAGGUUAAAGUUUUAGGAGCAGGUCCAUUCCCAAGUUACUAUAAACCCUACCCGGACCAAACUUGCAUGGAUGAUGCAUCCAGGGAUGGACACUACCACACUUGUUCAGAUGCUGGAUCUGAUCUAGAUUUUCCACAUGUGAGACCAGGUUUAGAUUUAGGAGUAGUCUCAUUCCCAAGUAACUAUAAGCCCUACCUGGACCAAACUUUCAUGGAUGAUGCAUCUAGGGAUGUACACUAACCAACCUGCUUCGAAUGCUGGAUCUGACCUAGAUUUUCCACAUGAGUGAAUUUUAGCCAUAUUUUAACCAAAUUAGCAUGGAUGAUGUAUCUAGGGAUGGACACUUCCAGACUUGCCUUGGAUUCUGAAUCUGAUGUACAUUUUCCAGAAGAGUGACCAGGGUAAUUUUUUUGGAGUAGCUAUAUAAUAUUAUGGCCUGUUAUGAUUAAACUUGCAUAGAUGGUGCAUCUAAGGAUGAAAACUUCCAGACUUGCUUUGGAUGUUGGAACUGACCAAAAUUUUCUUGAUUACUAAACAGGUCAAAAGUUUUUUGAGCAGGUCUAUAAUUAAAUCAAACUUGCAUGGAUAUUGAUCUUGGGAUGUACCCUAACUAGAAAAAAAAUAUGAUGUGAAAUUUGCCUUACAUGUAGAUAACAUUCGUCGAGGUGAGCUUCGUAAUCUUUGAUUACCUAUGUUUUAAGUUCUGUGUGAAUUUUAAAUGAGAGAUGUUUGUUCACACAGUGUCAAACAACAAACCGGUAAUGUUUAUGUUUUUCCCUUAAAUAUGCACAUACUGAAAUAGCAAAUGGAUGUACACGUGAAAUGUUGAUUUCCCCAAUUGAAAGUACAUUUAUAUUAUUCUCAAAUUAUAAUAUGCUAGCAAUGUUAAAUGGCAGAAAACAUGGGUUUUCUCUAGAAAAAUUGUAAAGGUUAAUUUUAGCAUAAUUAUUUUUAAUUCAAAAAAUGCUUGGUUAUGAAAGUGUUAGCUUGAAGCAGGUAUUUGUUCAUAGUGGAAAUCAGCUGACUCUCUUCUGUAUAAGAAGUAUAAAUGUUCCACUCAUGAGGUGAAAAAAAUAAAAACUGGUUUUGUAUUUACUUUUUGAGUUAAAAUAAAACCAGAAGUCUCAGACAAGACUAGUUGAACUUGUGUGUACCUAUAAUAAAGAAAGCUGUAUCUUUAUAGUA
Molecule: messenger RNA, 4540 nt
Organism: Saccostrea echinata
Lineage: Eukaryota; Metazoa; Mollusca; Bivalvia; Ostreida; Ostreidae
Product: leucine-rich melanocyte differentiation-associated protein-like
Exons: 7
Coding region: 34-774 (246 amino acids)
Biological process (GO): melanocyte differentiation
Molecular function (GO): protein binding
Source: RefSeq, a predicted model, not a curated record